AUGUCGUCUUACGGCACGGGCAGGGUCAACGUCUCCCAGUACCUGCGCAACCUCAAUGUGCAGGGACCCUCGGUGGAGGAGCCGUUGACCGACGAAGACCUCGAGAAGGAUCUCGCCCUCUUCACCAACACACAGUUCUUCGACUUUGAGACGGGCCAGCACACCGACUAUCAAGCGCCUCCCGUCAAGCCGGAUGCGAUAACAUCACCCACCGAAGAUGCGACGUCGACGGAUUCCAUCAUGGGCGAUUUCCCAGCGGGCUACGAGUUUCCAAUCCCAGGCGAUUUCAGUUUCGGGGACUACAGCAGCAACUUCACCUCGCCCACGGGCCCGGCCUUCCCCGACGCGCUAGGGAACCUGCAGCCGAUCCAGCCCAGCCCACAGGCGGCGUAUUCCGCGCAGGUCCCGCACCAGCAGCACCACCAACCAACAGGGUACGUACCAGGAGACGGGGCCGUCGCGGGGGGAGCCGGCCCGGGUAGUGUUGUGGUCAAGGAACGCGAGGCUGAGUCGACGAUUAGCGGACAUGGCCACGCGCCGAACGGCCGGGUGCUGAGCUUCGAGGACGCGUCGCGGCUGGCGGCCGAGGAGGACAAGCGCAAGCGCAAUACGGCGGCGAGUGCGCGGUUCCGCAUCAAGAAGAAGCAGCGCGAGCAGGCCCUCGAGAAGAGCGCCAAGGAGAUGACGGACAAGGUCACCAGUCUCGAGGGCCGCAUCUCGGCCCUCGAGACGGAGAACAAGUGGCUCAAGAGCCUCGUCACCGAGAAGCACGGCGGCCGCGACGACAUACUCGACAAGCUGCUUAAGGAGGUCGCGUCGUCGUCGUCCUUGUCGUCGUCGCAGGACGAUGGGAAGGACAGCAUCAAGGUGGCUGGCGACAAGUCCAAGAAGAAAGAUUGA
Molecule: messenger RNA, 900 nt
Organism: Chaetomium fimeti
Lineage: Eukaryota; Fungi; Ascomycota; Sordariomycetes; Sordariales; Chaetomiaceae
Exons: 2
Coding region: 1-900 (299 amino acids)
Biological process (GO): regulation of transcription by RNA polymerase II
Cellular component (GO): nucleus
Molecular function (GO): DNA-binding transcription activator activity, RNA polymerase II-specific; RNA polymerase II transcription regulatory region sequence-specific DNA binding
Source: RefSeq, a predicted model, not a curated record